CCCUCGCGGCGAACUUCCGCGGGUUUCAGUUCCCGGCGGCCCUCGCGGCAGGUUCGUUCCGGACGUCUGGACUGUUCGUGAUGGCGGGGGUUGGUUCCGCCGCCGUGUCCGGGGCAGGGACGCCGGUGGCGGGGCCUACAGGCCGCGAUCUCUUCGCGGAGGGGCUCCUUGAGUUCUUGCGGCCGGCGGUGCAGCAGCUCGACUCCCACGUCCACGCCGUCAGGGAGAGCCAGGUAGAGCUCCGAGAACAGAUUGACAACCUCGCUACAGAACUGUGCCGAAUCAAUGAGGAUCAGAAGGUGGCCCUGGAUCUGGACCCCUAUGUUAAGAAACUGCUUAAUGCCAGACGACGAGUUGUGUUGGUCAACAACAUUCUGCAGAAUGCCCAGGAACGGCUUCGGAGGCUAAACCAUAGUGUUGCCAAGGAAACAGCCCGCAGGAGGGCAAUGCUGGACUCUGGAGUCUAUCCCCCUGGCUCCCCAAGCAAGUAACGCACAGAAGACGGGCCUGGGACCUGAGUAGCACAGGUAGCGUCCCCAGCUUGUCUCCAGAUUUGAGAAGAUUCCAGAAGCAAUCCCUGUAGACCUUGGACCGCUGAAAAGGCACCCCUGGGGGUUUGAAGCACUCACUCACGUAGGGCCCUGAGAAACCCAUGUACAGCCGCACUUGAGCUCCCCCUCCCUCCAAGAAUAAGCGGAGGCCUCUACCUUUUUCCAAAGACUAUGAUCCCAGGCUCACCUUUUUCAGGCCUAGGUAACCAGGGGAGCAUCCUUUGUUACAUUUAGUUUCUCAGACCUGGGCACUGGGCAGCAUGUCCCCUGUGGCUUCUCCUUCGUUUACACCAAGAAUCAGAGGACAGGCUUUGUCUGCCCUCUCGUUGAUUGCACCGGCUUGAAUACAGUAGCAGUAAAACUAGAACCAUUUAACUCAAUAAAUGUUUCAACAGUA
Messenger RNA from Octodon degus (degu), 948 nucleotides. It is a transcript of the gene Snapin, whose product is annotated as SNAP associated protein. NCBI's taxonomy places the organism in Eukaryota, Metazoa, Chordata, Mammalia, Rodentia, Octodontidae. The coding region runs from base 81 to 491 and encodes 136 amino acids. Gene Ontology annotation, biological process: lysosome localization; synaptic vesicle exocytosis; endosome to lysosome transport. Gene Ontology annotation, cellular component: BLOC-1 complex; synaptic vesicle; BORC complex. The transcript has 4 exons. Gene Ontology annotation, molecular function: SNARE binding. The record is from RefSeq and is a predicted model, not a curated record.